This is a messenger RNA of Plasmodium relictum, 228 nucleotides long. It is a transcript of the gene TIM10, whose product is annotated as mitochondrial import inner membrane translocase subunit TIM10, putative. The record is from RefSeq and is a predicted model, not a curated record. NCBI's taxonomy places the organism in Eukaryota, Apicomplexa, Aconoidasida, Haemosporida, Plasmodiidae. Gene Ontology annotation, cellular component: mitochondrial inner membrane. The coding region runs from base 1 to 228 and encodes 75 amino acids. Gene Ontology annotation, biological process: protein insertion into mitochondrial inner membrane. The transcript has a single exon.
AUGAAUGAUAAUAUUAGUAAAGUAAAUAGUACAGUUGUUGAAUUAUUAGGUAUGUCUGAUUUGUUUAAACGAAUGCAGAAUGCUUGCUGGGGUAAGUGCAUACCAGAUGUAAAUGAUUCUUUUUUAUCAGUAGGUGAAACAAGUUGUGUUGAUAGAUGUGUUCAUAAAUAUAUGGAAAUACAUACAUUAGUUGGAAAAAAUUUACAAGAAUCUCAAAUUUCAAAAUAG